Molecule: messenger RNA, 1368 nt
Organism: Thamnophis sirtalis
Lineage: Eukaryota; Metazoa; Chordata; Lepidosauria; Squamata; Natricidae
Source: RefSeq, a predicted model, not a curated record
GAGCAAAUUGAUGCCUAUGAAAACAUGCCACCAGAUAUGGGUGCACAACGUGGCCAAAGGUUACUGCAGAAAGGAAAAAUCUUGCCCAAUACCCUCAUCAUGGAAGAUGAAGAAGAAUAUGAAUGCCCUGAUAGUGAAACUGAGCUGAAGUCAGAUGAUGAUGAAAACUAUGAAAAUACUCAAGAAGAAGUGAAACCGGGAGUUGUAGUUUUGAAUGAUGUGCUCAUUUACGAAAAUAACAAGGACAAGGUGACGUUUGAUCUUCACAAUGGGAACUCAGAUGACUCAUGGUACUCCAACAAAACCGAGCAGGUCCUUGAGAAUUUGAUCCAAGACCAAGACCCCAUUGCUGAAGACAAUGAAAACUAUAUAAAUUUGGAAGAAGAGUGUCCUACGAGCUCUGGUGCAGCACGACUCAUAGCAGGUUUACGCUUACAGCUGGCACUGGAUAUCCAUAAGGACAGGCAGGAUGGAGGCAGUGAACCUUCUACAGGGUCUCAAUCCUAUGAAGAGAUGAAUGGAUCCUUAUGUCCCACUGCAAGCAAACUGUUUUACCUCCAUACCAACACGAGCAAUGAAGAGGAUGCCGACUCCUAUGAAAAUAUGGAAAGCCCCACGAGUCUCAACUCACGGAGAGAUGGCAUCUUGGAUCCACAUGGAGACAAUUCUCCCUCUGGCUCCAGGUGGCAGCACAUCUCUGUUCCUUUUGGAGGUGAUCUUAGAGAUACUGAAACAGCAUUUCAAGCAAGAAGCAUACAAUUGCAAAUGCUUUUUCAACAAAAGGAUCAGUACAUACUUUGCUAAAUAAUUGUUUUAACUGGAAAAAAUAUUCAACUAUGUUGAUGGGCCUAUACUUGCAAAGAUCAGAACUGUGCAAACCUUAAUAUCCUCUGGGUAUUAUAGGAAAGCGAAAGUUGGACUUUAAAAAAAAGCAGGCCAGAAAGGGGAGUGAUCCUUUUGGGAUGCUUGUGUGAAGAAGCCUCCUGAGAAUAAUGUGGCUAGCCAGGAAAAUAAACAAAUGAGUCAUUGAAUGAAUCAAUCCAGAAGUCUCACUUAACCUAGAAAUGACCAGACUCAAAUUAUCCUAAUUUGGAGACACUAUGUGAAGAUCUGAUUCUCUUGAAGAAGGCUGUAAUGUUGGAAAGGUGGAAAGAAACAGAAGAAGAGGAUGACCAGGAUUAAUGUGGAUGGAUUGAAAGUGGUGAUGGGAUUAUCAAUGGAAGACUGAAGGACUGGAUUGGGGCAGAUCUUCAUACUGGGUUCUAAGUGGAACCAACUUGCUGGCAUGUAAUCAAAUCAAUUUUUAAACGGCAGGGAGGGAUUUUGAAGAAGUUACUGUCAUUGGACAUGCAUGUGUCAAGAAAAACA